Molecule: messenger RNA, 1784 nt
Organism: Synchiropus splendidus (mandarinfish)
Lineage: Eukaryota; Metazoa; Chordata; Actinopteri; Syngnathiformes; Callionymidae
Gene: lypc
Product: ly6 domain containing, pigment cell
Exons: 4
Coding region: 416-787 (123 amino acids)
Source: RefSeq, a predicted model, not a curated record
GGAGCUGAAGGAGUCUGAGGAGCACAGCCAAGAUUUAGCUUUAAUAUUGAGUCACUUCCUCUUGACUGGGUUGAUGCUGUGACCUCAUGAAGCAAGUCAGCAGGGUUUCCUCCAGAAUCGGCGCCUUCCCGAGGUGCUGACCCACGCAUUCUCCGCACGACGCCGCAGUCCUCUCAGCUGAUCAUCAUUACCACUACAAAUUGAAUCACCCUCAGGGAGGAGACUGAAACACUCUGCAGACGGCUUCACAGGUUUCCCAGCGGACAGCAGAUGUUUUUCUUUUCUUUUACCAUGCACUGCCUCAGCAAGGAGAGCGGACUGUGAACUCCAAAACUAUCCGGAAGACGACCUUGAUCAAAGACUGGAACGCCACUCUAGUCGAGACUCAAUAACCCCUGGACACCCGGCCGGACCCAUGGCUCGUACACCUCUCCUGGUUUUGCUUUGCAGUCUACCUUUGGCAACCAGCUUGUACUGCUACACGUGUGAGUUUCCAGCCAUCAGUCCUCUGGAUUGCCUGAAGUUGCCGCUAAAAUGCUCAGAAGGACAACAAUGCCUGUCCAGUACUGCAACGGCAAGACAUGGCCCACUUGAACUGACCAUGUAUGAGAAGAGCUGUGCCGUGGCUUCCCAGUGUGGCUUGAGUGGGCAGAAGUUCUUUUCCGGCGUCUCCUUCAACUACACCAACAUCUGCUGCAAGAAAGACCUGUGUAACACUGCCACCGCCCUCCGCUGGGGAGGUGCACUACUGUGUCUACUGCCGACCCUCAGCCAACUGCUGGCCUGAGCUGAGCCAGGGAGCAACUGGAGCUCACAGAAAAUGAAAUAGUUAACAGUGCAGCCCCUUUUGGCCCCCAUUAUUACAAACCUUUCCACCAGUACAGCAGUAAAGGUGCGUUGUUGCUGCCCUCACGCCGUCACCAUGACCACAGAAACGAAACCGAUGAGAAAAUACAAAACGUUGAUUUAUUUGGAGGGAAACAGUUCUACAUUCUUGCAAUGAUGGGGCACAACCAAAUUACAACGACGCUUUAAAAGUCUUUCAAAUAAAACAGCUAGGAAAGCGAUCAACUGCUUGAUUCAGUUCGAAGUAACAAUGAGUGAGAGCCAAAGAAUUCAAGCGCAAGGGUGUCUCCUUCACUGGACCUGGAUACACCAAUAACAUUUGUCCAAAAAAAAGCGCAUUGUUGACAGUUAAAAUGAGAUUUUUUUUUAAAAUCUAAAAUUGCACUUACGGUUCAUAUAUAAACUUGAAAUUGUGCAUAAAGAACACUCAACAACAAACCGGAACACUUCCUGAAAUUAUUGCAAAUACGCAACUGUUUUGUAAUAAACAAAGUUUGACUUGCUGAUAUAGGUCUUUUAAUUUUGUCUGAUUUGGUCCCACGACACUCAACAUGAGGUAAUUCAGGCAGCUACAAUCUGGUCCUCUUGCUUGACAAAAGUCAAGACACAUGAUGCCAGCAAUCCCUUGCCAUAUUGUGGUUCACUUCUCUCAGUACAUCACUGAUUUUCCAGCAUUUUUUAAAGACUGUUUUAGACAGACUUGCAGGACUCUCUGAGCCACAUGUUUGCAUCUGUGUCAUCGCAGUCUUGCUCUGCAGCGCAGUGAUCUGGUGUCAAAUUGUCUGUCGUGGGAGCAAAGUUUUCUUUUGGACAACCACCUCCUGCAAAAUUCAAAUUGCACUUUCAUGAUUAUGACUGUCACAAUUUCUGGCUCAAUUUUUUUUCUCGAAAAUGUAAUCCUUUUUCAUCACUAAUACAACAAAUUUCAGCAAUCUGUU